AUGGCCUCGACUAUCGAUGAGGAGACGAUUGCACAGCUGCAAGCACCGGAGGUGGUCAACGCCACAGCGAACUCUCUCACGUACUAUCGUUCUCAGCCCGGCAACCUUCGAUCAUACAGCAAUGUCGAAAGCGUAUCGCUCGGAACCGGAUACAGUAUCUACUCAUCUACGAUACUGCCGGCUAUCAGAUCCACAGACUUCGAGCUAAUCCUCGUGACGUGUUUCUGGGCCCGAUCUGCCACCUUGGACGCACUCAACGAUGCCCUUCUCGAGCUCUCCGCAAAGGGGCUGAGUCAAGAGAGAAAGAUCAGAAUUCGCAUUUGCUUCUCCAGCUCUUCAUUACUGCAAAAGCUGCUACAUACGCAGUCACUUCGUGGACAAACCUGGACGCCAUCGACAUGGAAGUCCAAGCUAGGUCUACCGGCCGCGAGCGAGCUCUCAGGCCUCGACAUGGAAGUUAUCAGUAUUUUCCAGCUGCCUUUUAGCGUAAUGCAUCCGAAGUUUGUUAUCGUUGACCGCAAGAGGGUGCUACUUCCGAGUUGUAACGUGAGCUGGGAGGAGUGGUUCGAGGGUUGCGUGAGCCUUACGGGAGCUGUAACCGAGCAGUUUUUGACCUUCUGGUUGAACUUCUGGGCAGAUGAGAAUAUCGCAGAACUUCCGCCUGUCACGCAGGAGAGGGAAACCAGCUCUCCGCUGGUCGCGGAUGGAUCAACCAACAGGUUACUGGCUGUAAGAAUGCUCAGCGGACAGGAUGUGCCAUCCACGCUGCUACCGUCACCACAUCAGCGAUUUAAUCUGCCGUGGCUGUCCUCUUCUGCGGCACCGCCGACACCGCUCAACAUCUAUUUGCUGACACUCUUCGCUCGUGCAAAACGCUCCAUCUACAUUCAGACGCCUAACUUUACGGCCGAGCCGGUGUCGACAGCAGUUUUCGGUUGCUUGGCAAGAGGGGUGGAUGUCAGCAUUGUGACGAGCCGAAAGCUGAUGCGUCUGGAGCAAUUGGUGACCGCUGGCACGACCACGCAUCGAUGUGUCUCUGAGCUGGUCGAGCGGUACAUGCGCUUGCACGAACAAGUCAAGGCUGCACGUACUGAUACUGAUGCGGAGACGGGACUUGUACCACGCGCCGUUGGGCAACUAAUUGUCAAUUACUACAAGCCGCGCAAUGAGUGCGAUCACGAGCCUGUGCAGUCUCACCUUAAGCUGACGAUCGCAGACCAAGAGAUCGCUGUCUUUGGAAGUGGCAAUAUGGACAGAGCGAGCUGGUACACGAGUCAGGAGCUUGGUCUGGCCCUGCGAUCUAGGAAGCUCGUUGACGACAUCUGGCAUUGCUUACAGCAGGCAAUGGCGGAUCGCACCACAACAGUGUACAGCAGUGCGUGA
This is a messenger RNA of Baudoinia panamericana UAMH 10762, 1383 nucleotides long. RefSeq lists its product as uncharacterized. Gene Ontology annotation, molecular function: catalytic activity. The transcript has a single exon. The coding region runs from base 1 to 1383 and encodes 460 amino acids. The record is from RefSeq and is a predicted model, not a curated record. Lineage: Eukaryota; Fungi; Ascomycota; Dothideomycetes; Mycosphaerellales; Teratosphaeriaceae.